AUGUUAGAUUAAAUUGAUGAGUCCAUCGAUAUCUCUGUAAACAUGAAAUCUCUGAAACAAUCUAGUAAUAUCAUUACUAUCCAAAGAUCGUAGUCCAGAACAAAAGAUCAGUUUACUCAAAUUGACUAAAAAUUCUGAGCCACUAACUACUUAGAUCUUCAUUACUAUUCUUUGGUAUUAUUAAUUAGAGGAUAAAACUUAUGAAUUCUCCUCAAAUUUUAAUGAAACUUCAACUUUGGAUGAUAUUAGUAAUUGGCUCAUUUUAAAAUGGAAAGAAAAAAAUCUCCCGUCAUUUGAAACUUAGUCAAUUUAAUUUUAUUUACCUAAGAAAAAGUUUGGAAAACCUAAUGAAGAUUUCCCAUGUAUUUUUAAUCUUAAUGAAUUUAAUUAGCAUUUAGAAAAGAGCUCUAAUUAAAAGAUUGCAAUUAAUGCAGUUUUGCUCUCAAGGUUAGUGUUAGUAUGUGCAAUUCUACACUUCCUAAAAAAAGUGAAUCUCAAAAAACUUAUAAUAAUUCUCUUUCUAGAGAACAACGCUUUGAAAUUACUAAUUUAAAGAAGAAAAAAUAAAAAAAAUAUUUAUUUUGUUUUUGCUAUAGUGGUGAAUGAAUAAAUAUUAUAUAACUAAAAAAAAAUUAAAUCAAUAUAUUACUGUUAAAAUUUGAAUAAUAUGGAUAAGUAAAUGAUUUUCAGUUUUCAAACUCAAAAACCUAAAAUAAGAGAGUAGGUUAAAAGAUUAGAAUAUUUUCAAUAAGAAUUAUCAUAAAUUUAAGAUCUUUCAAGAUAGAAUAGAUCCAAAAGUUCAACAGAUAUGCACAGUAUCACCACGGCAGAUAGUAGAUAAUAUUAAGGUUAUUAUGAGGAAGUAUCUGCUUUUGCUAUACCAAAAAAAGAUAUUUUCAGUCAAUCUUUGAAUAAAAUCUAAAUAAAUUAACAAAACAAAGAAGUAUAAACUGAAAUUCUAAACAAACCAAAGUUAGAAAUUUUAUAAGAAAAUGUCAUGUAGUUACAAUUAUAAAAAGAGGAGAUAUUUAAUCAGAUUAAAACAAUAAAAAAAGAGAAUGGAUUAUUAAUAUCAUAAAAUAAAUCAUAUGAAAUAGAAAUUAGUGCAUAAAAGAACAAAAUAAACGAACUAAUUAAUGAGUAAAAUGAAAAAGAAUAAUUUUAUCAAUAGACAAUGUAAUAGUAAAAUUGGCAAAUUAAAUAAUUAACAAGUGAAUUAUAAUAGAUCUACAAUAAGUAGUAAUAGUAAUGUAAUAACUUUGAAGGAAAUAAUUCAAUUUAAUUGCUUAUUGCUUAAUUUUCACAAAUUGAAUAAGAUAAUAUUAUUUUAGCUCUGAAAGAAGUGAUAAAGAUUAAUAAAAAUGAGAGAUUAUAAGUAAUUAAAGAUUGGAUACAUAUUGAGAAUAUAAAAGAAGAAAUUAUUUAGUUAAAGAAACAACAUAAUAUAAAAUUGAAAGAAGUAAGAUUUUUAUUGAAUAUAUUUUAAGUUAAUGGAGCAAAUAAAAAUUCUUUAGAAUGAUUAAAUAAUAGAACCAGAAUUGUUAUCUACAUAAGAUUCGUUAUAAUUAGUAUCAAACAUUCUUUAUAGAGCAAUAAAAAGCAAUGAGAUGCUAAAAUUGAUUAAAUAGAAUACAAGAAUGUAUAAUUUGAUAGAAGAUUUGUGGAAUAAAUUAAAAUCUCGAUUAGAGCAUUCCAAUUUUUCAUAGUAACAUAUAAGAACAUCAUCCUUAAAUAAGGUUGAUUUAAAUUCAACAAACAAAAAGUUUUCAUGUAGAAAACAAUGA
Paramecium sonneborni is the source of this 1784-nucleotide messenger RNA. Lineage: Eukaryota; Ciliophora; Oligohymenophorea; Peniculida; Parameciidae. The record is from the annotation of a GenBank genome assembly.